GCUUCCACAGAUUUGCAAAGCAUCAUUUAAUAUCAUACGAUGUUGAAAAUACAAGUGCUUUGGUUUUGCGCUUUCUUAGCUCACGCAUACUCAAAAGAUCUCUCAGUGGCCUUCAGGGCUACAUUAGUGAACGAAAUUCAACCGAACUUCGCAGAAAACCUGAGGCGGGCGUUCAACAAUGAAGGAAUUAGGCAGCAGAACAUGCAGAAGGUCAAGUACCUACUGUUCAGCAAUACCGCGCAUUCCAGGAAUUCGUGUUACAUGUCUCACAAGAAAAUCCAGAUGUUUCCGGUGCCGGAGUUUCGUGUAAAUGAGUUCAAGGUUGAUUUGGCAGAAGCCGUUAUUCAUAUGAAUUUGAAUUUGGGAAAUUCAACUAUUGUUACUGACAUGGAAAUUGUCAAUGAUACAAUGUUUAAUGGAAUGUACAACGUUUCGAAUAACAAUUUAAAAAUUGAUUUUAUUGGAUUAUCUGCCUCGGUUGUCGUUGGAUUCGCGCCAGAUGAAGACAGUUUUGUUCCUAAAAACUAUAAUCUACAGGUCAUACCUGAUGAAAUCAAAAUUAAUCUAUUAGAAAAUAACGUUGGAACACCACAAAUAGUGAAGUUUUUAGCAAAUGAUUAUUCACCUGCUACCAUUUUUAAGAGUCAAUUAAAUGAGAAGAUCCGCGGUAUGCUUCAUUGGCAGCUCGGAUCAGUUUUGGUGGAAUAUUCUGUGAAUGAGCUACUACUGGACGAGGAUGAUGAAAUCCGGGAAUACAAAGAUUACCUCAGGAAGCGUGUGCUGAAAGCUAACAGUAUUAUUGAUAAUUUGGUUAACACAGCGAAGAGUCGGAAAUUCCUGAAAGAUAUAGAAUUCCCAACCGAUUUUAUGCUCCCUUACAAACAGGAAAAAGCUUCAGUGAUGAGUAAAUUAACAGGGAAGGGAAUUAUCAAGGACGUUGCGAACCUCACAAGGCUCCAUGAUUGGAGCUUACUGGAAACUAAUAAGUCUAUUAUGGCUUUCGGUUCCUUGUCCAUUAAAGAUUAUAAGUUUGUUUAUGAUUACAAGACUGAAUAUAUGAAUAGCAAAAUACAGGGGAAAAUUUCUGCUACUAUUUAUAAAAACCAAUUGAACGUCGAGAUGCUGACUCUCAAAGAUACUUGUCAAACAAGAGUUGAGAUUUUAAGUACUGAACUUAGUGAUAUUGAAAUCGAUAUUUCUGGAUUAGGAGGUUUAAGUUGGUUGCAGCCUAAUAUCCGGGAUAUAGUUAUUGGUACCAUCCAUGUAGAUACAUUGUAUAAGGUGGAAAGACAUUUGGAGAAACAGUUGACUGCUGCUCAAAAAGGAAGUAGUUGUAUAACACUUUAAUUGUAUACAUAUUCUUAAAUAUAAUAAUUUCUUUGAUUAAAUUA
This is a messenger RNA of Nicrophorus vespilloides, 1391 nucleotides long. RefSeq lists its product as uncharacterized. The transcript is spliced from 10 exons. The record is from RefSeq and is a predicted model, not a curated record. The coding region runs from base 40 to 1347 and encodes 435 amino acids. NCBI's taxonomy places the organism in Eukaryota, Metazoa, Arthropoda, Insecta, Coleoptera, Silphidae.